AUACAAGGUGGCAAUGGGAUUGGGGAGGCGUUCUGCUCUUCAUCUUCAUCUUCAUCUUCUUCCUAAUUCACACCUCAACAACUCCGUUUCCUUCUUCUGCUCCCAAUCACCCACACUCUCUGAACCCCACCCCCAAGAUCACCAACGCCUUCAAAAGGUUCAAAAGCUUCAGUCUUUACUAGACCAGGGUCGCAUAACUGCUGCUCGAAGGUUCCUCAAGUCCCUUUUUCUCUCCGGCAAACAAUUCUCUUCUCCCUCCCAACUUCACGCAUUCGUCUCCAAACCCCUCUUUUCAGACACCCUCUUAUGGCUUUGCUCAGUUUCCAAAAUGCUCAAUGAAGCUUCCGAGUUGUACUCUUCCAUGAGAAAAGAUGGCUUUCUCCCUUCCACUCGUUCCGUCAACCGUUUGCUCCGAACUCUGGUAGCUUCCGAACAGUUCGAGAAAACUCUCACUCUGUUCGCUGACUUUGUGGAAUUUGGUUUUCGACCCGAUGUUGUCUCAUACGGAAAAGCUGUUGAGGCGGCGGUGAUGUUGAAUGACCUCCAUAAGAGUUUUGAGUUGAUGAGUUCCAUGGAAAGGGAAGGGGUUUUCCCCUCUGUUUUUGUGUAUAACUUGGUAUUGGGUGGGACGUGUAAAGUGAAGAGGAUCAGGGAUGCUCAGAACUUGUUUGAUGAAAUGAUUAAGAGGAACCUGGUUCCCAAUACGGUUACUUAUAAUACACUCAUUGAUGGGUACUGUAAGGUGGGUAAAAUAGAGGAAGCUUUUAGCUUGAAGGAGCGGAUGAAAGCUGAAAAUGUGGAGCCUAAUCUUGUGACGUACAAUUGUUUGUUGAGUGGUCUUUGUGGUUCUGGGAGGAUGGAAGAUGCGAGGAAGGUUUUGCUAGAGAUGGAGGGGAAUGGUAUUUUGCCUGGUGGAUUUUCGUGUGUUGUAUUUGAUGAUCAUUCAGUGGGUGCAAAUGCAAAUGAUAACGGUUGGUUAGAUGGAAAAGGAGCAAGGAUCGAAGAACGUACUUAUUGUAUUAUGUUGAAUGGACUAUGCAGAGUAGGAAGGAUUGAAAAGGCCGAGCAGGUUUUGGCCAAACUAGUGGAUAAUGGAGUUAGUCCAAGCAAGAUUUCAUAUAACAUACUGGUGAACGCAUAUUGCCAAGAGGGUGACAUGAGGAAAGCUAUACUUACAACUGAACAAAUGCAAGAACGAGGAUUGAAGCCUAGCUAUGUCACUUUCAAUACCCUGAUUAACAAGUUCUGCGAAACUAGGGAGGUGGACCGGGCAGAGAGAUGGGUUAAGAGGAUGAUCGAGAAGGGUGUUUCCCCCACCCUGGAGACUUAUAACAGUUUGAUUAAUGGUUAUGGCCUGAUGCGCCAUUUUGUUAGAUGUUUCGAGAUUCUUGAGGAAAUGGAAAAGAUAGGGAUUAAGCCUAAUGUCAUCAGCUAUGGUUCUCUAAUAAAUUGCCUAUGCAAAGAUCGUAAGCUUCUCGAUGCUGAGAUUGUACUUGCGGAUAUGAUAGGUCGUGGGGUUUCUCCAAAUGUAGAAAUAUAUAAUAUGCUCAUUGAAGCUAGUUGCUCCUCUAGUAAAUUGAAAGAUGCCUUCAGAUUUUUUGAUGAAAUGAUAAAAAAUGGAAUAGAUCCAACUCUUGUGACCUACAAUACGCUGAUAAAUGGACUCGGAAGAAAUGGAAGGGUAACGGAAGCUGAGGAUUUGUUUCUCCAAAUGACUAGCAAGGGAUAUAAUCCAGAUGUAAUAACGUACAAUUCCCUGAUCUCAGGCUAUGCCAAUUCAGUAAACACUCAGAAAUGCCUUGAAUUAUAUGAUAAUAUGCAGACAUUGGGCAUAAAACCUACAAUUGGGACAUUUCAUCCUUUGAUCAAUGCAUGCAGGAAGGAAGGUGCGGUGACAAUGGAGAAAAUGUUUCAAGAAAUGUUACAAAUGGAUUUGGUUCCAGAUCGAGUUGUAUAUAAUGAAAUGAUUUACUCUUAUGCUGAAGAUGGAAAUGUUGUGAAGGCAAUGUCUUUGCACCAACAGAUGGUUGAUCAGGGAGUUGAUUCCGACAAGGUGACUUACAACUGCUUGAUUCUAGCAUGCCUUAGAGAUAGAAGAGUUUCAGAAAUAAAGUAUCUUGUUGAUGAUAUGAAGGCUAAAGGACUGGUUCCAAAAAUUGAUACUUAUAACAUUCUGAUUAAGGGACAUUGCGACUUAAAAGAUUUCAAUGGUGCGUAUUUUUGGUAUAGAGAUAUGUUUCACCGGGGUUUGCUUUUAAAUGCCAGCAUCUGCUAUCAGCUGAUAUCCGGACUUAGAGAGGAGGAAAUGCUGCAAGAGGCCCAUAUUGUAUCCUCAGAAUUGACUAGUAGAGGACUGAACAACUAGAAGACUGCCAAGGGGGCUUGUUACCUUUGGAGGCGAAAUCAGAUACCCAGUGCAGAGAAGUUGAAUAAACACAAGCUCAAAAUGGGAAAGGUAUGAGAGAGGUUUCUGCCAUAUGCUGAACGGGAAGGUUACAGGAUUCUCAAUUUGUCUCCUCAAAAUGUAGACUGAAGGUGGUGGAAAAAGAAAGGCUGAACCAGUGGACAUUUUUAAUCAUAAUUCAUUGCUGAUUUAUGUGGAAACGAGCUUAUUAAAGUUGGAGAGGUACGUUAAAUAAUCAAUUUUGACGUUAAGAUUUGGGAGUAAUUUUUUCUGCUCUCAACUUCAAAGAAAUAUCGUAGGUCUUCAUCAUUAGAAUAAAGGAUCGUGCAUCUCUUAGGCGAGUGUUAUUGUUGAUGGUUGUUUUUGUGAGGCUGAAAUUCCACCUGAAUUUGCGAAAAGGGAACAAAUGGUAAUAAAUUUUCAGCUCAAACACUGGCAUGGUGUCGCAAUCUUGCCCGAAUAUGACAAGGAUCAAAGGAAAGUGCUAGAAAGGUUUCAGCAACAAAGAGAAUAAUUCCAGACCUGUAUUUUACAUAUCCUUACUUCUUUUGCAUAGUGAAACGGCGUACAAUUUUGUGGUGAUUACUAUAUUAACUUCAGAACUAAGGUUGAUAUUCGAACUGCUCAACAAAUUUAGCAGAGUUUGGUAGACUUGACUGACUCAUAGAAACAGGUUGAGUGUGUCAAAGUAGAGUUUUAACCGGUAAGAUAAAAAAGUUGUGUGUCGAUUUUUGCGGGAGGUUAGGUUGUCUUGUAAACAUCAUUAGGUUAUCUUGUACACAUUGGAAUGGGACAAAUCUUGGAGUCCAUUUUGUUCACUCCAUCAAUUUAUACA
This is a messenger RNA of Gastrolobium bilobum, 3239 nucleotides long. Its product is annotated as pentatricopeptide repeat-containing protein At5g12100, mitochondrial. Bases 14 to 2365 code for a protein of 783 amino acids. Lineage: Eukaryota; Viridiplantae; Streptophyta; Magnoliopsida; Fabales; Fabaceae. Gene Ontology annotation, molecular function: protein binding. The record is from RefSeq and is a predicted model, not a curated record. The transcript has 3 exons.